This is a messenger RNA of Lycium barbarum (goji berry), 1645 nucleotides long. RefSeq names its product protein ECERIFERUM 26-like. Gene Ontology annotation, molecular function: acyltransferase activity, transferring groups other than amino-acyl groups. The transcript has 2 exons. The record is from RefSeq and is a predicted model, not a curated record. The coding region runs from base 182 to 1462 and encodes 426 amino acids. NCBI's taxonomy places the organism in Eukaryota, Viridiplantae, Streptophyta, Magnoliopsida, Solanales, Solanaceae.
GUCCAUGAGCUAAGUAAGUCAUUGCUUAUUUAUUAUCUCACCCUUAAGGGCCUAUAUAAAUCAUCUUUAUGUAAUCAAGAACAUCCCAUCUACAAGCUCCUCUACUCCUUAAUUCAUCCUCCUCCUCCUCCUUUUCAACAAUUUUAAAAAAUCCCACAUAAAAAGAAAAAUAAUUCCAAAAAUGGUGUCUUCAAAAUCAAAAGAAGGUCUAAUCUACAACAUAAAAUUAUCCUCAGUUGGACCAGCAAGAGUAACAGGACAAGAUGUGGUUUAUGAGCCAAGCAACAUGGAUUUAGCCAUGAAAUUACACUACUUAAGAGGGAUUUAUUAUUUUGAUAGCCAAGCAUUUCAAGAUAUCACAAUAUAUAACAUAAAAGAGCCAAUGUUUUUAUGGUUUAAUUAUUAUUAUAUGACUAAUGGUAGGUUCAGGAGGGCAGAAUCAGGCAGGCCUUAUAUCAAGUGCAAUGAUUGUGGAGCUAGGAUUAUUGAAGCACAAUGUGAUAAAACUUUGGAAGAAUGGCUAGAAAUGAAAGAUGGUACACUUGAGAAAUUACUUGUUUCUAAUCAAGUUCUUGGCCCUGAAUUGGCUUUCUCACCUCCAAUCCUCAUACAGCAUACUAAAUUCAAAUGUGGUGGAAUUGCAUUGGGCUUAAGUUGGGCCCAUGUACUUGGAGACAUAUUCUCAGCAACUGAAUUUUGGAACGUAUUGGGUAAAGUAGUUGGUGGAUACAACCCGCCCCAGCCCAUUAACUUGGCCCAUUCAUUGACCAAAGCAAACUCCACCCAAACCCUACAAAAGAUUGUGGAGGAUCCACUUUCCAUAAAACGGGUCGACCCAGUUGAAGAUCAUUGGAUUGCCAAAAAUAGUUGCAAGAUGGAAACAUUUUCAAUCCAUGUUAGUGCCACCAAAUUGGGCCACUUGCAAUCAAGAACAGACAUUCAAGGCCCAUUUGAAUCAGUAUCUGCUGUUAUCUGGCAGUCCAUUUCAAGAAUUAGAGAUGGGCCUGGCCCACAAGUUGUGACCAUUUGCAAAAAAGGUGAGGAAAAGAAAGAGAACCUUGUAGGCAACACUCAAGUCAUUGGUGUGGUCAAGGUUGAUCACUCAAUUAGAGAAGCUAAUCCUAGUGAAUUAGCAAGGUUGAUUAAACAUGAGAUCAUUGACGAGCGAUUAAAGAUCGAUGAAGCCAUUGAGAAAGAGCAUGGAGUGUCGGAUGUUGUCGUUUACGGAACAAAUCUGACUUUCGUUAGCCUGGAAGGGGCUGAUCUCUAUGGAUUCGAUUGGAUGGGACACAAGCCGAUGAAUGUAAAUUACCUAAUCGAUGGCGUUGGUGAAGCAGGGACCGUGUUGGUGCUUCCGGCAGGGCCAAAUGAUACUGAAGGAAGGAUUGUGACCAUGAUUUUGCCUGAGGAUGAGAUAAUGAAGUUGAAAUUUGAGCUAAACAAGGAAUGGUCUAUUGCUUGAACUUAAAAGUAUUUGUGUCAUUCUUGUUUCAUAGUUUAAUUUGGUGUAAGGUCCAAAGACCAAUAUUAUUUAGUGAUAAGUGUUGUGUUGGAAAUGUUACUACCCAUGUGUUUUUCUCCUACAAAUGCCAUAGUGGUUGUUGCUUUGCAAAAUUACUAAAAUAAAUAACUUAUCUUUUCUUUA